AUUUACUAUCACAUCGCUUUCAUCUCAUCACUCCACACACAGAUUUCUUACCUCCCAAUCAAAUCUGGGAGUUCUCGUCUCCGAUUUCCGUUCCAGAAGCAAUCCAUCGCAUUGAUUUCCUUUGGAUCGAAGAGAAAAUGGAUCAGAUGAAUACUGAUCAGAGUCUGCAACAAGUGGGUGUGAAGAGGCCGAGAACUAAGAUCGUCUGCACUCUCGGACCGGCUUCCAGAUCCGUUCCCAUGGUCGAGAAGCUGUUGAAGGCAGGCAUGAACGUAGCUCGCUUCAAUUUCUCACAUGGAUCUUUUGAGUACCAUCAGGAAACCCUUGAUAAUCUCCGGACAGCCAUGGAUAACACCGGUAUCCUUUGUGCAGUCAUGCUCGACACCAAAGGUCCAGAGAUUAGAACUGGUUUUCUGAAAGAUGGCAAACCCAUCCAACUGAAGCAGGGCGUAGAAAUCACCAUCUCUACAGAUUACGACAUUAAAGGCGACGACAAGAUGAUUUGCAUGAGCUACAAAAAGUUGGCGCACGAUGUAAAACCAGGGAGCGUGAUCCUGUGUGCAGAUGGCACCAUUUCAUUCACUGUUCUUUCUUGUGACACUGAAAAGGGCUUGGUUCGUUGUCGUUGUGAGAACACCGCAGUUCUUGGUGAGCGAAAGAAUGUCAAUCUCCCGGGAGUGAUCGUCGACCUACCAACUUUGACGGAGAAAGACAAAGAAGAUAUACUGAAAUGGGGUGUUCCUAAUAAGAUCGACAUGAUUGCCCUGUCUUUCGUUCGCAAAGGUUCGGAUCUGAUUGAGGUUCGAAAGUUGUUGGGCGACCACGCAAAGAACAUCCUUCUUAUGUCAAAGGUUGAGAAUCAAGAAGGGGUUGCAAACUUUGAUGACAUCCUAGCCAACUCCGACGCGUUUAUGGUGGCGCGAGGUGACUUAGGAAUGGAGAUUCCUAUCGAAAAGAUUUUCUUGGCACAAAAGGUGAUGAUCUACAAGUGCAACCUACAAGGAAAACCCGUGGUCACCGCGACUCAGAUGUUGGAGUCGAUGAUCAAAUCUCCAAGGCCAACUCGAGCUGAAGCCACAGACGUUGCCAAUGCUGUUCUAGAUGGCACAGACUGUGUCAUGCUUAGUGGCGAAACGGCUGCUGGAGCUUACCCAGAAGUAGCGGUUCGAACCAUGGCCAAAAUUUGCAUUGAAGCAGAGAACACAAUUGAUUACGCGGAUGUUUUCAAGAGGAUCGCUGCAAACGCACCUGUACCCAUGAGCCCACUCGAAAGCCUGGCCUCUGCUGCGGUCCGAACCGCAAACUCAUCCAGAGCAACCCUUAUUUUGGUUCUAACCAGAGGAGGGAGCACCGCAAAACUGGUGGCUAAAUACAGGCCUGGCAUGCCAAUACUAUCGGUGGUGGUUCCUGAAAUCAAGACCGAUUCUUUCGACUGGUCUUGCAGCGAUGAAACUCCAGCUCGGCAUAGUCUUAUCUUUCGGGGUUUGGUUCCGGUUUUAUCUGGGGGAUCCGCUAGAGCUUCGCACGCAGAAUCGACCGAAGAAGCGCUGGAUUUUGCAUUGCAGCAUGCCAAAGGUAAAGGACUCUGCAAGGUGGGUGAUGCCGUUGUGGCUCUACACCGCGUCGGAGCCGCAUCCAUCAUCAAGAUCGUGAACGUCAAGUAACUCGUAUCAACCUGGUUCUUGUGUUCAUGUUCUUUCUCGAGCUUCGUUACAAUUCGUUCCCUGUACUUUUUGCCCGUUUGUCUGUCGGCAUGUAUCAUUUCAGUAAACUAUUAUCAAUGGUCGUACCAUCGAUAAACUGAAUUCCCCAUAAGUUAAUGUAUUCAACAUUACGUUACACCC
Molecule: messenger RNA, 1844 nt
Organism: Cynara cardunculus var. scolymus (artichoke)
Lineage: Eukaryota; Viridiplantae; Streptophyta; Magnoliopsida; Asterales; Asteraceae
Product: pyruvate kinase, cytosolic isozyme-like
Exons: 3
Coding region: 138-1664 (508 amino acids)
Biological process (GO): glycolytic process
Cellular component (GO): cytoplasm
Molecular function (GO): potassium ion binding; pyruvate kinase activity; magnesium ion binding
Source: RefSeq, a predicted model, not a curated record